Molecule: messenger RNA, 599 nt
Organism: Symphalangus syndactylus (siamang)
Lineage: Eukaryota; Metazoa; Chordata; Mammalia; Primates; Hylobatidae
Gene: SNRPD2
Product: small nuclear ribonucleoprotein D2 polypeptide
Biological process (GO): RNA splicing
Cellular component (GO): small nuclear ribonucleoprotein complex
Molecular function (GO): RNA binding
Source: RefSeq, a predicted model, not a curated record
ACUGGUUGGCUUUGCGCAGGCGCCAACGGAAGUGGGUCGCAGGAAGAGGAAGUCCCGCCUCUCUCUCCUCAGGCAGCAGCAACGCGGAGGAAACGGGAGUGAACGGAGAGCGUAGUGACCAUCAUGAGCCUCCUCAACAAGCCCAAGAGUGAGAUGACCCCAGAGGAGCUGCAGAAGCGAGAGGAGGAGGAAUUUAACACUGGUCCACUCUCUGUGCUCACACAGUCAGUCAAGAACAAUACCCAAGUGCUCAUCAACUGCCGCAACAAUAAGAAACUCCUGGGCCGCGUGAAGGCCUUCGAUAGUGCCUCCCCUCCCUGUUCCCCACCAGGCACUGCAACAUGGUGCUGGAGAACGUGAAGGAGAUGUGGACUGAGGUACCCAAGAGCGGCAAGGGCAAGAAGAAGUCCAAGCCAGUCAACAAAGACCGCUACAUCUCCAAGAUGUUCCUGCGCGGGGACUCGGUCAUCGUGGUCCUGCGGAACCCGCUCAUCGCCGGCAAGUAGGGGCCGCCUAUCCGUUGACAGAACUCACUCCCCUGUCCUAUGAAGACCGCUGCCAUUGGUGUUGAGAAUAAUAAAGCUCUGUGUUUUUUUCUA